AUGUUGUGUUCGUUUCGAGGAAGAUGCUUAUUUAGAGUAUACAUGAAAUCAAAACCUGCGAAAUAUGGGAUCAAAAUUUUAUGCCUUUGCGAUUCUAGAAAUCAUUAUUUGUACAAUGCUUUUAUAUAUACUGGUAAAACAGAAUCAAUAAGAACUGAUGUAUCUAUACCUACACGUACAGUUUUGGAAUUAGUCGGACCUUUGAAGAAUUCAAACAGAAAUAUCACGGCAGACAACUGGUUUUCCUCGAUCGAACUGGUCGAUAAACUGAAAAAGUGGGCUUGA
Messenger RNA from Parnassius mnemosyne (clouded apollo), 285 nucleotides. NCBI's taxonomy places the organism in Eukaryota, Metazoa, Arthropoda, Insecta, Lepidoptera, Papilionidae. The record is from the annotation of a GenBank genome assembly.